Molecule: messenger RNA, 16762 nt
Organism: Alexandromys fortis (reed vole)
Lineage: Eukaryota; Metazoa; Chordata; Mammalia; Rodentia; Cricetidae
Gene: Kcnj13
Product: potassium inwardly rectifying channel subfamily J member 13
Exons: 2
Coding region: 8764-9846 (360 amino acids)
Biological process (GO): potassium ion import across plasma membrane; regulation of monoatomic ion transmembrane transport
Cellular component (GO): plasma membrane
Molecular function (GO): inward rectifier potassium channel activity
Source: RefSeq, a predicted model, not a curated record
UCUUAAUGCUGUCUAAGAUCUUCAAAAGGUAAAUAUAAGAAAGAGAACUCAUUUUUUCCUGCUCAAUAUAGUAAAUAGAGCUGCUGUAUCAGAAAAUAAUAUUACCUACAGAAUUGCUCUUAUCAUGGUCAUUUAAGGCAUAUAAAAGCUGUUAAAUACAUAUGUACUAUAUUAUGUACAAGUAGUAUCCCCCAAUGACAGGACAUACUUGUUUCUCCCUUAACAUAUCAAGGCAGAAUAGGAGUCGUCUACAAAUUAAAUGAAAACUGAGUGCUGACUUCUGCCUGGUCUUCUGGGUGGACUUCCUAAGGAGAAGGAGUGGUAAAAGGGCACCUGUGUGCAUGUUUGACUCACAGCCAAAAAUGAUGUUUAUGGAAAACUUCAGAUGGAGCACAGAGGCAUUCAGCCAACAAAAUCUACAGCUGUGAAACUUGGAGCUUACAAGUACCCAAACUCCAAAAGCAAAAGCGGAAUUAUGGGACAGACUUUUGAAGCUUGUUUAUGUGCAAAUUUUUGUAGCAAUUAACUUUGUAUUUCUCUUUUAGGUAGUGAAAGGGAAUCCCAUGCAAGUAUAGACACUUACUUCCCCUUGUUCUCAAUAGUUACUUAUAAACAUAAUUUCAGAAAGGUGAAAAUAGGAGUUUAAAGUCUACUCUAGAAGUCUCUAAACUUUUGCAGCCUAAUCUCUGCUCAGCUGGUGAGCACAGUCCUGAAAGCUCAGCGCCUUCUGGCUGGACGACUAGGGGAGCUGCAGUAUGUAAGAAUGUCUCUGAAAAAGCACCUCAAACAAUGGGCAUAUGUCCCCAUCCCCAGAGCUCUCACGCUCAGUGUGCUGACAGCACACCCAGAAGCUGCCUGUCAACUUUCACCAUGCAGAAAAAAAAAACUGGAGUCUAGGUAUCGUUAACAUAGUUAUAUAAGUUAAGAAUACAUGCAAUCAGUCAGACAGACCAGAUACAAGAGUAGGCAAAAUACUGCACUCCAACAAAUCCUUUGUCAUUUUAAAGAAAACUAUAGUGUAUUUGUAGACUAUUUACUAAGCUACUUCAGCUAAAAUAAGAAUCAGUACCUUUAGGGUCAGAGAUCUGGAUCUAAUAAAGACUAAUUUACUUGUUUGUGGCACUAGACAUAAUCAUAACAACUCUUAACCAAAAAAAAAUCAAUGGAACAGUAACAUUUAUAUGUUCAUACAAAGAGAUCCUUUAGAUCCUACUCCAAUUACCUUACUGUGACAUACCUACUAUGUCUUUUAAGGUGAAGGUGGCAUAACUCAUAUGCCAUAACCAAUGUCACCUCAGCCAAGCUGACAGUACCAUCUUCCAAUGAUUUAGAUACUUGAGUGAUAUUAAAAUACUGAGCUCCCCAAAGUCAAAGUCUCACUUCUAAAGUCAGCCAUCAGUAGUCACUGUCCACGGCAGGCUCCCAAGUUGGAAGUAUCCCAGAAUCAGAAAACUACUUCAUAUAAGUCAAUGUGUGGGUACACUUUCGUGUGUGUAUGUGUGGGUGUCAGUGUGUAGCUGAGGCUGGCUUCAAACUCGCAGCAAUCCUACUGCCUCAGCUGACCAAUAGCUGACAUUACCGAUAUGAGCCACCACACCUAGUAAAGACACUGAUUAACUUACUCUAUCAUCUUCGUGUCGAUACAGUCUAAACUAGAGUAUAUUAUGGAAAAGUCUGUCGAGCACAGUGGUAUAUGUCUAUAAUCUCAGUACUUGUGAGGCUGAGGCAAGGAAAUCCUAAGUUGAAGGCACAGUAGACUAUAGAGUCAAAAAUUUUUUUUUUAUUUAAGGUGGGAGAGGUUUCCUAAAUUGAAUGGCAUUCUUUUCCGUCUUACCUACUGGUUCAAGAUAGUGGCAGAUAUGCUAAUGCCCUGCUUUUUUGGGGAAGAAAAGCACUACUUGCUCUAGUGUUUUCUAUUGCUUCAGUUAGGUGUUUUCCUCAAUCAGCUAGCUGAAAAAUGACCCCAUGUGUUCCUACUAACAAAUGCAGGGAAUAAAUCUUACAUGUGAAUCUCACCUUGAUUACUUUCCCUGGUUCUGGUGGUCAAAGUUACUAGGGCUAUGCCUAAACUUGUAUUGAAAUGUCUGGCAUUAAUAAAACAAAGAAGGAAUUAAUCUAUUUUUUAAAUUGUGAAGGGCAGGAGAGAAAUCCACAAAGUCGGAUUUCCCUUCCUAAGUAGCAUUAGAUUGGUCUACAUUCAUAACUUUCCCAGCAGGCCUUCCCAAGCUUUUACUUCAAACAAGCAGUGUCUUUGUUUCCCAGAUCCUCUUAUGUGUAACAUUUUAUCAAAGUUUUAAAAUUGGCAGCUAACAGAGGAGGAGAAAAUACUGCUCACUAGGUAUUACACAAGGCCAUACUUUCAGCUCAUGUGGAGGCUGUUACAAUCUGGAUUGCUGACAUUUUUCAGGUAAAUGCAAUUUCAGUACUGAGCUACAGUUCCUAUACCAUGAACAGUUUCAUUCUACUUCAUCACACCAGAAAGAAAGAAAGAAAGAAAGAAAGAAAGAAAGAAAGAAAGAAAGAAAGAAAGAAAGAAAGAAAGAAAGAAAGAAAGAGAGAGAAAGAAAAUUCCACUAAGGAUCACUAAAGCAAGCCUUAAGAAAACCCCUUCCUCCUUUCACCAGGGUGCUGUAAAGAAAAGUACAAGGCAUCAAACAAUCAUAUUCCUUUUACUAUACAACUUGAAAACCAAGCAAAAACCAAAGUCUGUUCCCUUGCAAUUAGGAAGGAGGAAGGAGGAUGUGUGCGUGUGCACUGUUUAGGUAAUUAAAUGAUCUAUACCUACUCGUAUGGAAACUAAUUGGAGCCAUGCUGAUGAGGUGAGAUCUGAUAAGAAAGUUAAAAAAAAAAAUCAACUCAUCAAUUAUGCCUAAACAUCCUUACCCAACUAAAUCUCCCGUCAAGAAAUGGUGGAAAAAAGAUUACUGAAAGAGAUACCUCACACUUUAACAGGCAAUAUAAGGAGAGGGCUGAAAGGAAAUCUUGCAGGGAAUUUUAUCCCUUUGAACUUUCAAAUAAACUCUUAAAUAAGAUUAUGCAAACUUACUAAAAACCGGUCCUGAUUAGAGAGAAAAAAUGCACCCCUUCUCCACUUCAGUUCUGGAGGCUUUCUCCAGAGUUGUUAAGGUUUGUGUUGGGUAAAGAAAGACCUCCUAACAAACCAGCAUUCUUUUCCACAUGAUCAAAGCUAAUUGGCCCCCCCUGCAGACUAAGUGACCAAUCACAUCAGCUUCAGCUGAAACCAGCCCUCACGACAUUAUAAACACAGGAAUGUAAGCUGCAAAGCCAGUCUAAGAAGAGAACCUACAAACUACACUGCAGGUUAAAACCACCUGAUCAAAUAAACAAGACUACUAACUUCACUGAGACCUACCUUGGUAGGCUGACCCCACAACAGAACUGGUGAGUACAUGAAAUAACCUUCAUUUUUAUUCUUUCUUUUAGGGAAUAGGCAAGGAUACUGACAGUAAAUAGGGACAAAGUAAGACUGCUUACAAUAGAGUUUUACAACAGACACAUUACCUAGGCAGUCAUAGCUAAGGUUUGUUCUUUUUUCUUCAACUUUAGAACUGGCAAAUAGCCACACUGCUAAAACGUUAGUGAAAGUUUAGCUCUCAAUUAUUUCAGUAAAUACAUACUAAUUGCUUGUUACAAUACAUAAAUAAGUAGGAAAGAAUACCAGAUAAAACUCAGUGGCUUUUAAAAGAAAAGACUGUGUUUAAAAUAGAAUUAGAAAAACUCAAUAUAAGCAUAUGGAAAUAAAUGCCAGAAGAAUAAACUAUUAUGUUUUUAAUUGUCUUAAUCCAAAAAAGAUAUGUGUCCUAAUUUAAAAUUUCUUUUUAAGCAGGGAAUUAUUAUUGAAAUAGAUUCUAUAUAUAAGAAAUUAAAAUAUGAACUAUUCUCUGAGCUUACAUAAUGGGGUUAAAAUUCACAUUGUUUACUCUAAUUAUAGAGGCCAGGAAAGGUGCUUAUGAGACUUUCAAUACAGCCUUUAAAGUGUUUGCAUAAGGCAUUAGCAAACACUACUCAUUUAACAUUUCUAAGUGCAGCCUCUAUCUUAACUGUCUAACAGGAAUUACAGCACUCCUCUAGAAGCACAGCAACAGAAAAAGCUAAGUUUAAGGGCUACCAAUUAAUGGACAGAGUAACUGUGUUAUUUCGAUAAAGAACCUAUCAAACUACCAUUUCUAAAAAUAAGUACUUUCCUCAUCAAACAAUUUAUAAAUGCCUAAAUAUUUUACAGCACCCACACAGAUACACACAUAAAUUUUCCACUUGUCUAUUCUACUUCCUGUUGUGAUCAGUUCAUGAAAAUCACAUAAAAAUUUAAAUCAAGACAAAUGCAUUCAAAAUGCACUCAUAGUCAAGUACAGCAACACAUACCUGUAAUCGUAGGACUUGAGAGAUAGAAGCAGUAGCCAUUAGUUCAAAGACAUCUGGCUACACUUGCUGAGGCUGAGAGCAGCCUGGGCUCUAUGAAACAAGUCACAAAAAGAGGGGUAGGAGGAGGCAGGGAAGAAGAGAAAAAGGAAGGAGGGAAGGAGGGAAGGAGAUAUUUAUGCCCCCAUGUGCCUGUGAGAAUGUAAAAAUCAUUUGGAAAUACGUCUACUAAUCAGACAUUUACAUUAGAAGGAGAAGGGGGAAAAUCCUAUAAAUAUCAACCAACAGCAAUGAAAAUUUUAAACCAUAUAAGCACACAUAAAAUCAUACAGGAACUAUCCAAUAGGAAACACAUAUCAGUUGAGAAACUAGACAUAAACUUAAAAACUAGCAGGUAGACUUUAAGGGAAUAUGUUAUUUAAUCUCUUUUAACCACAUUCUUUGCUUUAAUUUAAAAUAUCUGACCAAGGGGACAUGGUAGCUUGCCCAAAAUGACAGAGCUCUGUAUAAACAGAGCCAGUGCCUCCAGGCCAUGCUCCCUAUGCGUAAACCUAUUCUUUGCACUGCACGGCAGUAACUUGACUAUAUGAAUGCAUCAAAGUAAUCCACUGAGGAUCAAAAUUUUACUUCUCUCAACUACUUCCCUACAUGAUCCAAACAAAAGUCAACAAUGUUUCAUGGGGGAAAACAAAACUAAAAAUGCUUCACUGUUUUGAUACUGGCCUUUUGACUUCCCUGCCCAUGACUUUUUCCAUGUUAUUUGGUUGCUAGAGGGGGAAAAAUGAAAUUGUAGAGAGCCUAGAUAACGUUGCUACAAAACCUGAAAUAACCAAAGCAAUCAUAAAAAGACCCAAGUGAAAAUAAUGAUGAAGCAUAAUGUGUGCAUAGAAAGGCUCUCCUUCCAGUUACAGGGUUCUAUAGCCGUCAAGACUUAAGCAAGGGUGAACUUGAUCUGCUCUGCUUCUGUAAAGCAGGGAGCCCUUAGUGUACUUCAUUAGGACAAUGGCUCCAAAGGCUCAAUUACCAGUGUUCAGUCCCACAAGAGGCAUUUCCACAGACACAAGAACAACUAAGUCUGACAGCUCCAUUGUAGCCUUCCUCCUUGUGUCAAAACCAUUUCUUUUAUAAAAAUAUGUUAACAGUAUCAUUUUUAAUUAUCUUCUUAUCUGCCAAGGUAUGUUCAAAGCAAUGCUGCAUAAGAUGCCCCUCUUCAGAUUGCUUUACUGUACUGUAUUUUACAAUAAUUCUGAUUAUGCUUAUUUUUAAGUCUUAAAAAAGAAGUCUUCCUUAACUAAAGAUCUAUUUCUUAAACACAAUAAGGAUUCCUGGAGUACCAAUAUCUAGUGGCUCCUGUUUUUCUGUUUGUUUUCUUUUUGCCUUUUUUUAAAUUCACUAUGUAGCCUUGGCUGGCCUAUGCAGAUGAGGCUGGAGAUUCUCUUGCUUCUGCCUCCAGAGUGCUGAGAGCAAAGGCAUGUACUGCCACUCCUUGCCCCUAUGUUGGUUCUUGAACAAAGUAUUGCUCACAAAGGCUAACCAGAGUCAAAUGUCUUGGCUUUUAGCAAUAAUUCUGAAUUCUGGUAUGCUUGAGAAUAACACUCACUAACUGCUAAAUGUAUGAUUUUGGAAAAUUUAUCAUGCCUCACUUUCACUACAAAAUGGGAAUACUAUCAGUAGUUAUUACUAUAAAAGUUAAGAAGCAUUAUCAGUGACAAUAAAGCAACUAAUACUGAAUUUAUCUUACGCAAUGCACUGCCUUUUAGCCUCCCAUGAAUUUGGAAUGGUGCCUAGCACAGGAUAAACAAUGUAUAUCAGCUACUAUUAUAAAUCAUUACCACCGUUAAGAAUCAUGUAUAGAGCAGACAUGGUUUAAACUAGUCACUUCAGUAACAGGAGCAAGAAGAACACCUACUAAAUGUGUUAGGAACCAUCAAAGAUCAGCUUUAGAAUAUAAUAUAGCAUAAAUGCUGAAUAUACAGCUUCUUAUGGAAAAAAUUAAAUGUAAAUUAACUGUUGUUAACCAGACUAGGCAAAUAAUCCAAAGCUCUCAUGUAAUGUGUAUAAUCUCUUGCCUUUCUAUAUACUUUUGUGGCUCAAAAAAAAAAAAAAAUAGAGAGAGGGAGGGGUAGGUAGACAGUAUGAAGUACUUAGCACAGAAUCUAUAAAGGUUUUGUUGUCUCUAAAAGGAGAAAACAGGUCUUCUAAAAUAUUUUAAGCAUCUAGCAAAAUAAGGAGCAUUAAAUAUGGGGUGAGGUAUGGCUCACUUGUCAGCACUUGCCAAACAACAAAAAAAUACACUCUUAAUGAUAUAACAACUUGAUAGGGCAAUAAGUGAUACAACAUGAAGUUUUGUUUUUUAAACUCUAUCACAUGAAACUAAAAUGAGCUCUUAUCUAAACUGAUUAACUAUCCAGUGUCCAAUUAGAUGUAGCUCAAAACUGAGGAAAAAUAUGGAAGAAAAACAGCCCAGGUUUUACCAAUAAAGAUUACAAUAGCCUCAGGACAAAAGACAAAGUCACACAUGCCUAGCUGUCCAAUGUCCAAACCCAGUAACAGAAAAAGUCUCUAAAACCCUAGAGUCCCUAGACAGACCAAUCCAGUAAACCCCAAGUAACAUCACUCCACCUUCUUAAGUAUCAAAAGGAAGAAAGCAGCAAGGCAUGAUAGCACAUGUUGUAAUUCUAGAACUGAGAAGACUAAGGCAGGAGAAGCUGAAGUUCACCAACUUAUGCUAUCUAAGGAAACAAAAAUGGGGUAGUGAGGAGAGGGCAAGAGGAACAUAAGUGGGUAUGCAGUACUCUCAAGUUGUCUACUUUGGAAGAAGUGCCUUUAGUGAAAGAGAGGUAGGCCAUCUUCCUUGAUUUGUUCCUGAGAGUCACUUUAAAAACUCCUGAUAUAGAUAUAUAUACUUACUUUGUCUAAGGUUGAUCAUACAUUAGAUAUCUAUUAACAACAUAGGGGAAAGCCUAUCCCAUCAUGAAAACUGAUCACAAAAAUUGUCAUCUGAAUUUUUAUUGUUUAUUUUUGCUUGUUAAAUGUUUAAUUUUUUUUUCUUCUGGUUUACUUAUUCUCAAAACUACCAUUAUUAAGGCUGGAAGGAGGGCUCAGUGGGAAAAAGGUUACCUAGCAUGCAUAAGGCUCCAGAGUCCAUUCCUAGUACGAGGGGCAAAGGGUGUUAUCUGGAUACAUCGAGUUGGAAUGUCUUUUACUGAGGUGUAGAAGUUAUACUGGGGGUUGAACCAAAUGCCUUACAUAUGUUAGAUGGGUGCUUUACCAAUGAGUUCCAGGCAGGAAUUUCAUAUUUUGUACUGAUUUAGUAUGAACCAAGAAUGUGUGUGCCCCACAGCUAUCCAUCCAUCAACCAGGACAGAAAGACUAUAUCAAUAUAUCCACAAUGGCAAAAUAAAAGUUACUCACAAAGUUCUCAAUAGGCUAAUUCUAAGGAAUACAUUAAAAUUGUGUAUCUGGGGCCAGUGAGACGGUGUACUUGGUAAAGUGAGUGUCAUUAAGACUAUGACCUGAGCUUGAACCCACAAGGUAGGAGAGAACUGAUUGCCAGAUUGUCUCCUGCCCUUUAAAAGAACACCAUGGAACACAUUAUCACCCACCCCACAACAAACAUACACCACACAACACGGAUGGAUGGAUGGAUGGAUGGAUGGAUGGAUGGAUGGAUGGAUGGAUGGAUGGAUGAAAGAACCUGUGAAUCCCUAAAAGAUUAACAUAAAUAAAUCUUGGCCUAGUAUUAAGUCUGACAUCAAAACAUAUGCAGAGUGCUGGGGACCUAGAUCAAUAUAGAGUCCUUGUCUAGCAAGCUCAAGGUCCAGAGUUCUGGAUUUAAUUGCCAGCAACUGCAAGAAAACAAAGUAUUGUAGACUAACUUUCAAUGAAUUGUACUUAUUUAAAGAAUAGAAUACUUAUAAAUUUAAAUUUAGUCUGCUUAACUAUUAUUCAUAAUUAUCAGCAAAUUUUAAAGAAAUUGUUUAUUUAGAAAUGAUAUUUAGUUAACUCAAUAAAUACUUAUAUUUUUGGUUGUGAGCCUAGCCUUUAACGGCUGAGCCAUCUCUCCAGCCCCUCAAUAAAUACUUAAUGUUUCCCUUUGUGCAAAGAUAAAUGUAGGUAUUAAAAAAGCAUAAAUCAUACGCCUCACCCUCUGGAAUUCAAAUAUAUAUUUAGAAAACAAAGUAUCAAAUGGUAUUUUUACAGUCACUCAAGGAAAGUGUAAGAAAUAUCCUAAAAUAAUACAUAACCAGUUAAUAAAUGGUUUGACCAGUAAUUAGCCUCUUACUUAAAUACUCUAAGAAUGCUUCAGAACUCAUGAAUAUGAACUCUAAGUCAGCUAAGGACUAACUGCUUUACUCUUGUUUCAGAGAAGUGCAGUCUGAGAUGGACAGCAGUAAUUGUAAAGUUAACGCUCCUCUUCUAAGUCAAAGAUACCGGAGGAUGGUCACAAAAGAUGGCCACAGCACACUUCAAAUGGAUGGUGCUCAAAGAGGUCUUGCUUAUCUUCGAGAUGCAUGGGGAAUCCUAAUGGACAUGCGCUGGCGCUGGAUGAUGCUGGUCUUUUCUGCUUCUUUUGUUGUCCACUGGCUUGUCUUUGCAGUACUCUGGUAUGUUCUAGCUGAGAUGAAUGGUGAUCUGGAAAUAGAUCACGACGACCCACCUGAAAACCACACUAUCUGUGUGAAGUACAUCACCAGUUUCACAGCUGCAUUCUCCUUCUCCCUGGAGACGCAACUUACAAUUGGUUACGGUACCAUGUUCCCCAGUGGUGACUGUCCAAGUGCAAUCGCCUUACUUGCCAUACAAAUGCUCCUAGGCCUCAUGCUAGAGGCUUUUAUCACAGGUGCCUUUGUGGCGAAGAUUGCACGGCCAAAAAACAGAGCUUUCUCAAUUCGCUUCACUGACUUAGCAGUAGUAGCUCACAAAGAUGGCAAACCUAAUCUUAUCUUCCAAGUGGCCAACAUCCGGCCCAGCCCUUUGACCAGUGUUCGGGUCUCAGCUGUACUAUACCAGGAAAGAGAAAAUGGUGAACUCUACCAGACCAGUGUGGACUUCCACCUUGAUGGCAUCAGUUCUGAGGAAUGUCCAUUCUUCAUCUUCCCACUAACCUACUACCAUACCAUCACACCAGCAAGUCCUCUAGGUACCCUUCUCCAGCAUGAGAACCCUCCACACUUUGAAUUAGUUGUGUUCCUCUCAGCAAUGCAAGAAGGCACUGGAGAAAUUUGUCAAAGAAGGACAUCCUACCUACCCUCUGAGAUCAUGUUACAUCACCAUUUUGCAGCUCUGAUAACUCGAGGUUCCAAAGGUGAGUAUCAAGUCAAGAUGGAGAAUUUUGACAAGACUGUUCCUGAACAUUCAACUCCUGUGGUCUCUAAGAGUCCACACAGGACUGACCUAGAUAUUCAUAUCAAUGGACAAAGCAUUGACAAUUUUCAAAUCUCUGAAACAGGGCUGACAGAAUAAGACUCACCUAUUCCAUCCCACUUCUUAAUGUAUUAAAUAUAUCCAGGCAAUUAUGCAGCUAUUUUCCUUCACUGUAUCUCAUGUUUCCUAUUCCUCAAUGUUGAUUACAUCAUGUCUAUGCUCACAAAAAAAUGGCUAAGCUAACUAUACACAUUACUUAAAACAAAACAGUCUAUGCUACCAAGUUUCUAUCAGUGGUAAUCUGCUCAAAUCAAGGCAACUCAAUCUAAUAGGUACCCAUGUGAACAAAGCUGCAAAGAUGUAGCAUGGUAUCAAUAAGGAAGAUUAAAAUGGACAGUGAAAGCUAACACAGCUGAACUCUAAGAAAAAUCAGCUCUCAUUUUCAUUUGUAAACUAAAGCAACAGUCUAAUUUCAAGCCUAGCUCCCUGGGUGGAAAGCUGAUUUCACAAUAUUUAGUGAACAGCCUUUUACGACUUUUAUUUUUUCAAGACAGCAAACAUCAUUCCUCUGAUUCUUUAAACUACAAAACCAGGACAUUAUCACCCAAAUUUUUAACAGUUAGAAACAAAAAUACAAAAGUAAAGUAACAAUAUAAAUUUAUAGAUAACCCCAAAAACAUUUGACUACAAUACCCAAACACAUGUAUAUAUAUUCAUAUAUUUUUGGUAGAAUAUUCAAAACAAGUAAGAAAAGCUCUGACCCAGACAGAACCUGCAGGGCGGCAUUUCUGGCAAGAGAUGCAAAACUGUAUGUUUCUACUAUUUUAAACUCUUACUUGCAUAAUACUCAAGUAGGGGUCUAAAAGUUAAUCACUUCAGCAUCUGAAAGCAUUAUCUUAGUAUGCAUGACCCAUUCAAUGACAUAAAAGUCAUACAACCUUCCUAAAUACAAAUAUAAAUUUACAAUUUUAUAGAUACAAAACUUGAAUUAAGAUAUAAUGCAACUAGGAAAAAAUCUCCAAUAGACAAAGCAGAAAAUUAGGUAACAAAGUAUUUUCAAACCCAAAUUCCUGUUUCCAACAUCAAAUAGUUUUUUCUAUAAACACAAAAUGAGUGUUUAUUCACCAGUAGGAGGCUGGACUAGAUGAGCUCUAUUGUUUCUUUCCAAGUCUAAUAUUCCAUGAAAAUUAUGCAUUCUCUGCCUGUUUUUAUUUUAUAUAUACUAAGAUGAACCCUUUUUUAAUAUCAUGCUUAAGAUACUUCUUUAAACAAUCUUCAUUUCAACUGAAACCUUGAGCUGUCCUCCAGCAAAAUAAAAAAAAAAAUCAUACUAUCAGGUUUCAAAGAGAUCUGUAACUGCAUGCCUCCUCUUCCAUUUCCCUUAUUUGGGAUUAAGUGGGAAAAGUACAAGAUUAAAUUUCACUGUGGUGGAUGACCCAAACAGGAUCAUCUUGAAAUACAUACUAAGUAACAGUAAUGUUACAGAGAACAGCAAGUCACAUUUUUCUACUUUUUAACAAAAGGAAAAGAAAAUAAAGAACAACUUGAGUGUCCUAAGACUGAUAAUAGCAGAAGACUAUUAAGAACACAGAACCUAUUUAUUUUGAAGCUUUGCUGUUUAAAAAUCGGAGACAUAUACUCUUCUAUGGCAGGCAAACCAACUUAAGAUUGCUGAUGAGGACAGCAGAAAUUCCUUAUCAAGAUUAUCCUGACCUGUGAAAAGAAAACCUUAUCUGAGACUCCCUGAAUGCUUCUUUCUAAAGAACACUACAUCACUUACACAGAUUUCAACUUUAUCAAACUGCCUGUUAGACAGUGAAUACAUUAAGACAUUUGAAACUAAAAUAUUCCUACAGAUGCUUCAUGUUCCCCAAUUAAGUCAGAUAAAUCUCAUUCCAUAGUUACUAGUCAGGCAAAAUCAACAUCUGAAAAUUAAAAGUGCCUUCCUCACCCUCCCCACCCCCGCCAAAAAAAGGAUUGGUUGGUAGGGAUUGAAAGAUGGCUCUGUAGUUAAGAACACUAGCUGCUCUUCAGAGGUCCCCAAAUUGAUUCCUAGCACCCCAUAAAGCAGUUUAAAACCAUCUCUUUAACUCCAGUUUCAGGAGAUCUGACACCCUCUUCUGGCCUCCCCAGGCACUAGGUGGAUAUACACAGUACGCAGACAUUCAUGCAAGCAGAACACUCUGAUGUAUAAAAAUAAUUUUACAAAAAAAAAUGUAAUUCAAAAUCAUUGUUCAGGAAGCUGGAGAGAUGCUCAGGUUAAGAGCACUGGCUGUUCUUCCAGAGGUUUUGAGUUCAAUUCCCAGCAACCACAUGAUGGCUCACAACCAUCUGUAAUGAAAUCUGGUGCCCUCUCCUGGCAAGUGUAUAUAUAAUAAGUAAAGUAAUUAAAAAAAAAUUAUUGUUCAAGAACCAGAAAUAUUCUGGUAGCAUUGUCCAAAAUUCUUUCAUUUAUUUCAAAGAAUCAGAGUUCCUAGGAUUAAGUUUUCUUCAGAGAGAGCAUUAUCCCCUCGGGACUAUGAAAUAUAAGUUGAAGAAAGGAGGAAAUCACUGGAAACUCAUAUACUCAACAAUGAAGACAACUUAACAGCCAAGUAAAGUUACUCUUGGAAACCAGUAACAAAGUAUGAAGUUCUAAAAAACUGGAGAGAAGUCGUUACCAAAAAUCUUCAACUUAGAUUUAUGCUUAAAAAGUGUAACAACAACCAAAAUCAUUGUGUUUCCAAGUACUUCACACCAAAAUGCAUAUUGUAUCUUGAAAUUCAACCUGAUAGGUAUCCAUGUUGGUGGACUUACAAAGAGUACUGUACUAUUUCCACAUACUUCACAUAAAAAUGUAUGAUGUAUCAUACUUGACUGAGCCUACUAAUGUCAUGAGGAUCAUUUGUCUUUAAUGAUAAUUUUUAUUUCACUCUUACAGAAACUAUAAGAUGAUCACAGGAAUUAAUCUUUCCUGUGCAGCAAUCAAUUCCUGUUGAAUAGGACUUACAAAUCUAAAUGUUACAGGCCUUUUCCCACCUAUUUAUUCUCCCAGGGGGAUUUACAGGGGGUAAGCCAUGUUUCUUAUCCAGAUGUUUGUAAUUCUGCCCAUUUAUCUUCACAUAUAAGACUAACACAUAUGCUAGGUCUGUAGCUCAGUGGCAGAGUACUUUUCUAGUCUUCACAAGACCCUGGGGUUUGAUUCCUGGCAUCAAAAUAAAUAAACAAAUAGAUAGAUAAAUGAAUGAAUGAAUAAAUGAAUGAAUGAAUUAAAUGGAGUGGGUAUAUAGUAUGGCCCCUUUCUAAUUUUAAAAGGAACAAGCUGAGGCUGGGGAGAUGGUUCAGCAGGUAAGAGUGCCUGCAGUAUAAACACACGGACCUAAGUUCAAAUCCUAGAAUCCAUGUUUUAUAAAAAAAAGCAAAAAAAUGUCUUCAUUGGUUUGUAACCCCAGAAUUGGGGAUGCGAGGGGAUAGGACAGGCAGAUUCUAGGAAUUUUCUGGCUAACCAAAACAGCUUCAGGCUCAAUGACAGACUCUAACUCAAGUAAAUAAGGUAGAAAACGACAGGGAAAUCACAACAUCCUUCUCUGGCCUCCACAUACAUUUCUAUGGGUAUAGACACAGACAUGCUCAUAUGUACAAUUCAUACACAAAAGUAACCAUAAUUUCCAAAUAAAAAGAACAAGUCAUUCUGGUAUCUUUAAUAAUUGAAUUAUCUUAAUUUGAUAUCAUAGAACAUGUCACACUUAAUCAAUAUAUCAGUUUGUCUCAACAAAUUAGUACCACUAUCCCUAGAGGGUGCUGUAAUUAUCAUUAACAAAUUCUAAUCUGCAUCACUUUCAACAAAUGUCAAUUACUAACAAAAACAGAAAGAUCAGAAUCCUGAACAGCUAAUCUGAACUCACAUUACCAAAGCAUUCUAUUAGAUGUGUAUGAAGCACUGUACUAUAGUCUAACACACACACAACCAGCAUAUUACUACCUUCCUUAACCAUACCCUUCUGACAUUUCACAACUAUGUUUUUAUGGUUCAACUUUUCUUUUUGUUGUUGUUGAGCUGUGGAAGGGACGGGACCUUUUAAGAUCAGGCUAGCUUUGGACUUAAAAGUGAUCUGCUAGCCUUUUUCUCCCAAAGAGCUAUGAUUAAACUCAACACUAUGCCUAAUUGGGAUUCACAGUAUCAAAGGCUUACAUAGAGUACAAAAUACCUUUAUUGUUCAAAAUAGAGGCAGGUUAGGAAAAUUAAUUAGAUUCAUAUAAUAAUUACAAAUAAUGAUAACAAUGAAACUUUUACUUAUCUGUUCCUGCCACUGAAAUGUAAAAGUUAAAAAAUCAAGUUAUACAGGAGAUGGGCAUGGUGGUACACCUUUAACCUUUAAUUCCAACACUUAAGCAGAUGCAUACAGAUCUAGGAUUGAAACUAGCCCUGUCUACAUAGUACGUUCCAGGUCAGCCAGAAAAAAUAGCGAAACUCUGCCUUUAAAACAAACAAACAAACAAACAAAUAAAUAAAUAAUCAAGCUAAUCUCACCAAGAAAACUCACUACUUCCCCAAAGCACCCAACAAUUUCAGAAACCGUUAGAUCAUUUUUAAAGUGCAUUUAACACCUGCCUCCUUGAACCUUACAUUAGACUUUUAAAUUCAAGCAGGUCAAGCCCUAUUUCUCAUUCAUAUGAUCUGUAAGCCAAUGUUUGUAGUAACCCUGCAAACCCUUCUCCAAGCUCCAUCUUGCCCACAGUUUCGUCUCCUAUCCAAACAACCCAUUUCCUUGAUGAAGCUGCAAUCACAAGGCUUCAAGUGGCUUGGCCUCCAACAGCAAGGCAUGACCCCUUUCUUUCAAGAUGUGAUCCCAAAGUGAACACAAAGCUUAAACCAUCUAAUAUUACAAAAGGCGAUGAUGAGGGAUGGGGUGUUUGCUGAAGAGAUGACUCGCUGCUCUUGCAGCAGAACAGAGUUUCCCAGCACCCACAUCAGGGGGCUUAAAAUUGCCUGUAACUCCAGUUCUCUGGGAUUUAACAUCAUCUUCUAGCCUUCAUAGGCACACACAUGAGGGCACAUGCAUUCAUACAAACAUACACAUAAACAAAAAAUUUGAAACUAAUAAAAGGCAAUGAGCUUUCCAUCUUCUGGCUUACUGACAGUAAUUUAGAUCUAGUAAAUACUGCCCUGACCUAUACACUGCUGAUUAACAUGAAACUGAGGUCAUCUCAAAUAAGGCUAAGUGUUUUGCCAAGAAGCUACUCCAUACUUUAAAUUCUAUAGCUUAUUUACGUAAGACUGCAUUUUCUGCUGUUAAAUUUCCAUUUCAUUAGAGUUGGCCCUUUAUUAUGAAGUUCAAAUUCCUACUCCAUAGACUACUUCCCUCUGAACACUGAUCUGAUAAUCUGACCAGCAAGUAUCUUCUAGAGAAAACAUUAUUAGCACCUGCACAAGGCCUGUAACAUAUUUAGGAAGUCAAUGUUUGUUAAAUGAAUAAAUGAUUUAAAAUACUCUUCUCAUUUUACUUUGAGAAUAAGGACUAUGAGAGCUUAGAAUAAACAUGCCCUUCUGAUUUCAAAUCCUGUACUACUUCAUCACUUCUCUACAAUCAAGGGUAAAAGUACUGAGUCAGGGCCUGAAGAGAUGGUUCAGCAGUUAAUACUGCUUGCUGUUCUUCCAAAAGUCCUGAGUUCAGUUCCCCACACCAAUAUAGAGUGGCACACAAUGACUUGUAACUCAAGGUCCAAGGAAUCCAACAACCUCUUCUGGCCUCUGUGGGCACCUGAACACAAAAUAUACACACAAAGAGACAUACAUACACAUAAAAAUGCUUUUAAAGUAAUGAAUCAGAAAAAGAUAGGAAUAAAUGUUCUACCUAAUCUCUCCAGGCAGCAUCCACAAAAGGGUCUGUCUAAAAUAUGGGUGAAGUGUGACGGGAAGUUACCCAGUCAAACCUAAACUUCAUCAUGCUACACUCAAUUAAUGUCAUUUCAUUAAUGAGAACCAAGAAUUCCCAAUGCUACAAUAAUGAUUAAAACUAAAUUUCAAAAAUGUUUAGAUGAGUUUUAGAUGGAAGCAGUGAAAUGAAACUGAUCAUCUUAACUUUCUUGUUUACAAACCAUUUUCAUUCAAUUCAGUCUAUGAACAGUCUUAUAGUUAACAUGCUUAUGAAAAAUAUUAAUCACUAUCAAAUAUAAUCAUACUCUGUGGAACAUUUUUGGUAUUUGAAGGAAUAAAGAAAUGGAAAAUUUUCAAAUCUGUACUGAUACUGUGAAUUUGCACUUUUUUUCACCAAAUAUUAAUGCAGACCAUCAAUUUACCAGUUAGAAAACCCUUCUUAACAUUACUAAUUAACUAAAUCAUCAGAAACAUUAAAUUACUUUCCUUAUUAAGUUUGCUCUUACAUAAAUACCUUUAUUAUGUAAUUCAUCUGGCAGCUGACAUCUCACAAGAAAAAAAAACAUACUGAGUAAAUGAAGUUAGGCCUGCAAGAUGGCUUGCAGGUAAAGGUGCUACUGAGUUUGCGCCCCAGAAUCCACAUGAAGGUAGGACAGAACCAACUCCACAAACUUGACAUGCAUGGUGUGAUAUGUGUCCCCUCAGCUCCACAUAUACAUUAUACAUACAAUACACAAUAAAAGAAAAAUAGUCCGAUACUUGAUUAAAGUAAGAAUAUUCUGUUUUAGCCUUUGCCUUCUCACACAAAAGCCACAGUUUCAACAGCUUUCCUGUUCUAACCUAUGAGAUAUUCUCUAUGCUAAUAAGGGGUAACCAGAUUAGUUCCUGAUUUAGCACUUCAGUCCACCAAAGUGUCAUUUGUAGAAAACACACAACCCUAAAAUAUCAAAUCAAGGAACUCUUAAAAGCUGCAUUCAUGACUCCUGGUUUCACCCAUGGAAGGAAGGCCUUAAGAUCUACAAGACCAACAGUGUUACAGCUCCAUCUCCUGGAUAUGUGCAGGUAACAGUUAAUCUGCACAAGUUUAUAUCUUUCUGUAUGGGCCUUGUGGAAUAUUAAUAACAAGAGAGUCCAGGAUAUAUUUCAAAACAGUAAGAA